AAUGCUAAGGUAGCAGCUGGCAAGCGGGAGAGUUAGCUUAUUGACGCUCAGAUUCCCCUUAAACUUAAUGAAUAGAAGUAUUUAGUACACACAAAAUGUUUUAAUUGUUAAAUAUUUUGUGUACUAAGGUAAUACGGGAAAUACGUGAUGCCUAAGCUGCAAUAAACGGUCCGUUAGUUUAACUUAACCAUUAGCUCGGCGUGUGAAACUACAUUGUUGACGUGAGCUCUAUUGUUUUAGGUAAAGGGUAAAUCAGUCUCCUGAGCUGCUGUGUUGUGGUUCUGCAGAUCUGAGCUGGUCAUAGCUGGUCAUGGCUGAUCCUGCGCGGAUAAAGGUGGAUGAUAAACCCGCAGAUUCAGCUUCCACGUCCGAGGAGCGUCUCAAAACCGAGGAGAGCGAGAAUACGCCUGUAGCUGAGAAAUCUGCAGACGAAAGCAAGGAGCCAUCCCAACAAGAUCAGCCUAAAGGAGAGGUCAAAGCUGAAGCUGCAGCAGGAGAUGAGGAUGAAGAGGGAACUUCUGGCCAGUCUGCUGCCAAAAGACUGAAGGUGGAACCAGAGAAGAAAAAGGAAAAGCGCCAAAAGGUUGAUGAGGAUGAAAUCCAAAAAAUGCAAGUUUUGGUUUCAUCCUUUUCGGAGGAGCAGUUAAAUCGCUAUGAGAUGUACAGACGCUCAGCCUUCCCAAAGGCUGCCAUUAAAAGGCUAAUCCAGUCCAUAACAGGAUCUACAGUAUCCCAGAAUGUGGUUAUUGCCAUGUCUGGUAUUUCCAAGGUUUUCGCUGGGGAAGUUGUUGAAGAAGCACUGGAUGUUUGUGAAAAGUGGGGAGAUACGCCACCACUUCAGCCCAAGCACAUGAGGGAAGCAGUGAGGAGGCUGAAGAGCCGAGAUCAGAUUCCCAACACCAAAUACAAGAACAUUCUGUUUCACUAAAGCAGCCGAGCAGCAGCCAGCAGGAGGACGCUGGUGAUUAAAGGCUGGUGCCUGAUAUUAAAAUCAAUCACUGCUCUACUAACUUUAAACUCUGUGUUUGUAAAUCAAGACAGCCAUGACAUUAAAUGGAAAUGAGGCCACUGUCAAGUCACACCAACAUGUAGAUACAAUUUUAUAUUUAAAUGUGUGGCCAUUGUGCCUUAUUUAGUUGCUUUUUGAGCAUUAGUUCAGAAAUGUGUCCUGUUUUAUUUCAGUCAUACAAGUACAUGAUAUUUAAUGUUCACUUUUUCUUUGCAAAUUCAGUUACAAAGUGAAAAGACUUGAUCUAUAAUCUGAAUAUUAUCACUUGAUUGAAACAGUAGUUAUUAUAUUUUGGUUGUGACCCAAACAAAAUGUGUAGAUAUGUUGUUUUUUUUUGUACAUUCACCAUUUUUACCAAGUGUACCCAAGAAAGUGGACAUUGAGUGUAUUUAACUUUUUUAGGUUGAAUUUCAACUAUGAAUCCCAGCAGUAAAACAACCAGAACACAUUUGAGCGUCAAAGGUUCCUAUGAACAUUAUGAGUGAAUCAAACAUUUUACAUAACGAGAAAAAAUAAAAGUCAAAACCAAA
Molecule: messenger RNA, 1539 nt
Organism: Cololabis saira (Pacific saury)
Lineage: Eukaryota; Metazoa; Chordata; Actinopteri; Beloniformes; Belonidae
Gene: taf11
Product: TAF11 RNA polymerase II, TATA box binding protein (TBP)-associated factor
Exons: 6
Coding region: 311-928 (205 amino acids)
Biological process (GO): transcription initiation at RNA polymerase II promoter; RNA polymerase II preinitiation complex assembly
Cellular component (GO): transcription factor TFIID complex; nucleus
Molecular function (GO): transcription coactivator activity; protein heterodimerization activity
Source: RefSeq, a predicted model, not a curated record